UCUGUCUCACGCGACAAACUACAAGGACCAACGUGGAAUAUCAAGUUGAACGGUCUUGUACUACCACCCUUGCUCUCGUCUCUAAAACGUUCCAGACUACACCUCAUCCAGGCAAUUGGGCAAGACAUCAUGUCCGGCCUCGAGCCCCUAGCGGCUCUGGGGCUUGUCUGCAACAUCCUGCAGCUCGUCGAAGCUGGUGGCAAAAUCUUUGGCAUGGCCAAGACGGCCUACAAAGAAGGCAGGAUCGACCAAAAGACGGCCAAAGAAUACGCCACCGUCCUGUGUCAACUUUCGGGUGAGAUCAGAAGCAAGAGCGACGGCGCGCCUACCAAGCUUGCCCCUUUCGAGAGGGAACUUGUCAAGACGGCCAAGACUUGUCAAGAUGUCUCGCGCGAUCUCUUGGAAGAUCUGACGUACCUGAACACCCUGGCCAGCAAAGGCGAGCUGCUUUUGGCUGUCAAGUUGGCGGCAAAGGUCGCUUGGAGACAGAGACGGCUCAAGAGGCUUGAGCAGAGCCUGAAGGAUGUGGAAAGCAGGAUGCAAAAGUCAAUUUUGGGGCGAGUCUUCGAGCUCGCCCAUGAGCAUCAAGACCAGCUCCAAAGCAUAAACAAGGAAGCACGACACUUGUACGACCUAUACACGGCAGGGCACCGAGAAACGUCGGAUUUGGUGUCGGGUGGCUUUCUCCAGACUCAAGCGCACAUCGACGAGGCGAAGCGACAGAUCAAACUCCACAUGACAGAGGAGACCACAAGAGGGGCCGAGGUUGUCGCCGCCGUCAUCGCCAGAAGUGCGCAAAUGACAAGUGUCGACUCCCAGCAGCAGGCUUCAGCUGUGAAGCUUUUGGGCAGCUUCAAAUUCGAUUCCAUGAACGCUCGACGUAGCCACGUUCACGGGUCCCAUCCGAAAACCUUUUCCUGCAUAUUUUCAGUCGACGAGCAGAAGCCGAACGAGGGCGCCUGGGAUGACUUUUCGGAAUGGCUUCGAUCUGAUGAGGCUUUCUACUGGAUCAGUGGGAAGCCCGGCUCUGGAAAGAGUACGCUUGUCGACUUUGUCGUCUCGCGCCAAGAAACAAGAGCUGGCUUAGCCGUCUGGAGGGAUAACCCUUGUAUUGUUGCUCAUUUCUUCUGGCUACCGGGAGAUGCGAUGCAAAGGAACAUCAAGGGCAUGUUGUGCUCCCUUUUGUACCAGCUCUUGGAUUGCAACCGCUCCUUGCUCGAUUGGGCUCUGCAGCACCACGCCAACCUAUCAGCAAAGCAGAUUCAUUCGGAUUGGUCUGUGCUACAUCUCAAAACACUGAUGGUGCAAGUCAUUGCACGCCACCCGUUGCCCAUUUGCAUCUUCCUGGACGGACUGGAUGAGCUGGAUCCGCGCGAAAGCUUUCUAGACUUGUGGGAUCUGGUCCUCACGAUCAAGGCGGCUGGUAUGGUCAAGAUCUGCUUAGCCUCUCGCCCUGAGCCACAGAUCAAGAAGCAGCUAAGAGUAUUUCCGUGCCUGCAACUACAAGACUUGAAUUUCAAAGACCUGAGUGCUUAUGUAAAAGCACAACUUGGUUCGAAUCUAUUCGCACACGCAGAUCCCCAAGAGGUCACAAUAUUCAUCCCUUUUGAGGAAGAAGAAAACGGCGAAUCCUCGACAGCUUUGCUCAACCGAAUUCGGAAGCGCGCAAGAAACUACAUCGUGUCUCAACUCGCCUUGAAGGCCGAAGGUAUUUUCCUUUGGCUUUGCCUCGUGACGAAGCGUGUUCGAGACGAGCUACACCAAGAGAUGAGCUUCAGUCAAGUCAUGAGGGGAAUCGAUCUUGUUCCUGACGAAGUCGAGACGCUCUAUGACGAGAUAUGGAGCAAGUCUGAAAAGAUCAACCGAGGAACAAGACGUGCCAUGGCCGCCUUGUACUUUGACAGAGCUCUCAACUUUAGGACUACAAUCCGGCUACAUGUUCUUUGCUGUCGCCUCAACAUCUUGAUGAUGACCAUUUGGACUGAGCAAACAAAUCUCCAUCUACCUGGCCCCCAGCACCGCAUAGAAAGUCGAGCAAGGGCACUCGUCGGCUUGUGCAACAAGACUGAGCGCAAGGUUGAGCUUAGUUGUGCGGGACUUCUCGAGCUCAGGAACGAAUCUAUACCAGCACUAGAUGAUGUAUCGGGUCGAGGUCCUACCGUGGUCGGCAUUGGUUUCUCAAAUCCCGAGCUGGGUGGUCAGCUCCAGAGUCUGAUCGAUGACAGGAGGUGCUUUGUGCUUGCACACCGCAGCGUCUAUGACUUCCUCCACUCUACCAAAGUCGGAAAAGGCCUUUUGGAGGAGCACCAGAGUACAGGUCUCGACGCAGCGGAACGAUUGCUGGAGGCCUACCAAGGCCUUUUCCGAUUGUUCGACCCGAGGAUCUGCUCUUGGAAUAACUUUGAGGGGAAUUUAUUAUUUAAGCACACCCGAUUUAUCACCAUGGAAAUUCGAGACAAGCCAGAAAACGCACACAAGUGGGAACCAUGGGUCAAACUUUUGCAUCAGUGGGAAGACAUAGCCAGACUACACGGAACGAGCGGGUCCAUCUACCUCGAGCCUCGCCCCGCAGACCCCAUGCAUCCCGACAACUUUUGGUACUGGGAUGAAGAAUGCCGCUUCGAAGCAGCAGCGCUUGGAUUCGACUACAGGCUAGAUGAUCCAAGACUGCAUCGUCCGAGCCAGCUCUCGCGUUUGAUGCUGGCAGCAAUCCAACCGGGCUACCCAGGAUCUCACGCAUACCCCCUCGCCUUGCUGCCUCGACUCUUGAAGCUUGGGCUGGAUCCUUCGGCAAGGGCCUUGCGCUUUGAAAAGUUACGCACGUCCUCGUGGGAGGACCACGUUAGCUCUUUUGACAAUGAGUGGAUGUACCUCGAGACGCCCGUCACAGUGACCGUGGGCCACCUCUAUAGAUAUCUGCUUCAGCUGAUGCUGCCGCUUUACGGCACUCUGGGUGAUGCAGGUCUCGUCGGACUUUUCGAUCUACUAACCUCUCUGCUUGAACACAAGGCAUCGCUCAGCUCCCGUAUGUUGAUGGUCCUGAAUCAGGGAAUUCGCGAGCGCCGUGUCCCUCAGCGUAUAGGGACAGAUUACGAUUCUCAUGGUGCUCGGUUCGUUGCAACUGCGAUCCAUAUAGCGCCCUCCCUGAAGGACAUGUUGACAGGGUUGACGGCAGUCUUUUCUGUAACGGCAAGGGCAUUCCUUUCAUUUGUUCUCCGUUGGCUCAGAGAUAUCAAGCCCUCUCUGGAGCUUCUCUCUCGCAUAGAAACCCUUGAAAAGUUCAUGGCCAACGACGCUUGCGGAAAGGACAAUUGCGACGCGGACAGAUUUACACAGCCUCUGAUGAUCAUGUCGGGGCUGCACAAGCUUUUGGACUUGUACGAGUCCCCUGGCAACACCAGAGAUGAGCCGAAGUUUACAGAGAUCACAGGGGCUGAGAGGCGGGAAGGGUUGCAGAAGCACCUGCUUGAAUCAUUUUUUAGUACAAAGGUAGAAGACCGCGACGAGGCUAUGCAAAAGGUCCAUCAGCUGCUGGAACCGAUUUUGUCCGAGUCGCCUCCCUCCGAGCUCCUGACGGGAGGCGACGUAUGUAAAAGAGCGAUGGAGGCUGGAUAUGCGUGCCAGGGAUACAAGGAAGUCUUUGACGAGGACCCCUCUCUUUGGGCUGGACAUCGACAUACCAAGGCUUAAUGUAUACAUCAGAAGCUUCAUACGCA
Molecule: messenger RNA, 3716 nt
Organism: Pyricularia oryzae 70-15
Lineage: Eukaryota; Fungi; Ascomycota; Sordariomycetes; Magnaporthales; Pyriculariaceae
Exons: 2
Coding region: 130-3690 (1186 amino acids)
Source: RefSeq, a predicted model, not a curated record